CAGAGGGUGCUGUUUCCUCCCGGAGGAGUUAAUCUCGCGCACUGCCCGCCGCCAUUGCCGGGCUGGAGCCGCGGGGCAGUGGCAAAAUUACGUGAUGCUCUACUGAGAAACAGUGUUAUUCCAUAUCAGGAGAUUCCUGGUAAAUCAGCUAUUCAGCGCUAAGAAAGUAAUUUCUUAGCCAGACAGGCUAUGGCCUUUGGAAGGAUAACUCAAAAGGACUGGUACAAAAUCUUGGGUGCAGAGCCAUCAGACAGUCUGACAGAACUAAAACGGAAGUACCAAAAACUGAUUUUGUUAUAUCACCCAGACAAGCAGAGCGCAGAUGUGUCAGCAGGAGAAGUGGAGGAACGCGUGCAGAGGUUCAUCGAAAUUGAUCAAGCGUGGAAAAUUCUAGGCAACGAAGAGACAAAAAAAGAGUAUGACCUGCAGCAGCGUGAAGAUAAUCUGACAAAAGAAUGGCCACUGCAUGCACAAAUUUAUCUUGAGGAUAUGGCCUGGAAUGAAGGUGAACAAUGUUAUACUCUGUUGUGCCGAUGUGGUGGAAAUUACACUGUCUCCAAGACUGAAACCAAAGAGGUGUCUUUGGUUUGUUGUGACACAUGUUCGCUUGUUAUAGAGAUCCUUCAGUGAUCAUUUCAAUCAAGCACAUUAACAGCUAAAAACUUUUAAAAAACAUUGCACAGAAACACUGGACAAACAGGGGACAGCAUCUGCUAAGAAAUAUGUUAAAGAAAAGGAGGGCACUGCAAGAACAAGUUCAGUCAGGCUUAAAAAGGAAAUAUGCGUAACUGCUAACAUAGUUCUGCAGAAAUGAAGCUUGUUUUUUCUUCCUUUAUUAAAGAGCUAUUUAUUAAAAAAAACCCUCUAGGAGUGAACACUAAGUUCUGUACAACUGGAAUGUAUCUUCUGCUGUAAAUGACAUUUCUUUCCCAGGUAAGAACAGAAUACUAUUUUCAGUUUCAGUCUAUAUCAGCUACAACUUGGGCACUACCUCCUAAGUUAAAUCCUUUUAACAGCUCAGUUAACAAAAUUUAAUCAGAAAUUGUACAUGUGAGAAUGCUUUGAAGAUAAGGAAGAGUAAGGCACAUAAAUGUAAAACAGGAACAUUUUGAUUUCUAUACUAAAUAUAUAACUUUUUCUACAUUGAUUCCUCACAAGGAUUUCAGUCUUGGAAAGAGGUGGCAGAGAACUGCAGAGCUAGGAGGCUGGCUCUCUCCAUACUGAAGAGUGUGUAUAUUCCUACGUACCAGACUGUAGCAGUGCAGCUGCAUUAACCUUUUAGCUUGCAUCAGGAGCAUGCUUUUGAAUUGGAUAUCCUGACUAUACCUCCAUCACCUGAACAAAUGCAAUCUUGAUUCCUUAGAUCAAGGAAGCAGGAAGAUGCACCCUCAUCCCUAAUGGGUGCGCAGUCCACAGGGCCAAACUAGAGCUAGUCUAAGGGGAAAAAAACUACAAAAUACAUAUAAAUAAGUAGAUAUUGGAUCCUGAGCCUGACUGUCACUCUUUUCAGUAACUUCUUCUGUGCCUUUUACUAAUGUAGGCAUUGUCUGUGUGUGGCUCUAGAUGUGCAGCAGUGUGACUCUGCAUUGCACCUCCUUCAUCCCUUGUUAACAGUCAGUGUUAACCUUAUCUUGUAGUAGGAAUCAAAACUUUCUAAUAAAUGCAAGCACUUAAUGUGAAUAGCCAGAGGAAACAGAAUAAAAGACAUACCAUUUUUGAUGGUGAUGAUGACAGCAGUGUAUCAUUUCAACUUUUAAAUUAGAUGUAAUCUCAGGGGAAAAAAAAGAAGGAUGAUCUCUGUCAGGUAAUACUUGUAUUUAUUCUAAGCAAAAAUAGUUCCAUUGAUUUAGUAGAAAGUAGUAUGAAAGCUGACAAUAGUCACUAAUUAUUUUAAUCAUCAAGAAAUCUAUGGCCAUUAGGGCUUGUACGUAGAAAUCCAAAGUCAUUCAGAGGCCAUAUCUGUAAAAUAAAAUGCAGCAACAAAUAAGAGAUUUUAUCACAACUCAAAGUUCAGUAUUAUUAUUUCUUAUGAUUAUAUACUUUCCAUAAACUGUAUCAUUUCUUAACCCUUUAGUUGACAGUAAUAGGAAAGAGAGAGAAACUUUUCUGACCUGUGUAUUUUCUUUACUGAGGAUAUAAUAUAUAAUAUAUACUAGGAGGAACUGUCGUCUCCAUGCUGGCUGGAGAGAACCAAUUUACAUACAGCCUGCCUCGCUAUGGAGAACUUCCCAAAUUAAUUUUUUUUUUCAGUCUUGGAAAUAAAUACAUUGCUAGAAAGUAUCUUUUUAAUUCUAGAUUUUCUGGCUUGUGAACCUUAUAAGAACUUAGAAGGCAAAGUGUAUAUUUUGAUACAGGUGGGAGAGGAAAGACUACCAUGAACAUCAACUACCAGUGAAUGUGAGGGGUGUUUUUGCACAAUGGGCAUUUGAAUUGCAAACACUCAGACAAAAAAAAAAAAGAAAAAGAAAAAUCUGGAGGCUUAUAAGCAAGCUCAGACCAUGCAAAUAGGUAUAAACAGAUAGAACAUCAGCUAUCUUCAGGUGCUCUCAACCAAGGGGCACCUCUGAGAAGGGGAGAUUGUGGAAAGGAAGGAACACAAGUCAUGACCAUGUACAGGCACAAGCAUCAGAGAAAUAUAUUCACUGCUAAGAAAGAAUCUUUUCUGCAGCAGCUGACUAUAUUACAUAGCUAUUCAUACUGCUGAUGACUCCCAAGAGUACUUUCUUCUGAACACUCACUAAUAAAAUGUACGUAUGUCUUGGAUGUUAAGCAACGGGAGGUCAAGGACAGUCUUUUACACUUUGUUCUUUGUCUCCCUUGGCUGCUUACAUCUUUUCAUUACAAGUUCUCUCAAAGAUAGCAUGGGGGGGGGCUCAGCAGGAAGAAGGGAAAGAGAUGAUUUUGAAGAAUAAAUCCCAUUCUGUGGCUCUAAUUCCAUGAAAAUCUCAGAGCCCCUGCUCAAGAUGAAGAGAGCUAGACAGAGAAAGGUUUGUUCCCAAAGCAUUUGUUAGAACGUAUAUCUUUUUGCCCCCCCCCCCAACCCCCUUAGAAUUUGGCCUUAAGGAGGUAAACAGAGCCACCUUGCAGCAACAGCAAGUUCCUCUUCCACAGAGUUCAUGGAACAGCUGCAGCAUAGUAGGAGCCUUUGCCGUGUUCUGUGUGGAGUGCAAAAGCAAUUUCCUCAGCUUGAAAGAGGAAGCACAGUGCCAGGAUUUAGUAUUUCAGUCUCCAUGAUUUAUCCCCUGUAGUGAAGGCAAUGACAGGCUGAGGCAGUUCUUAAGGAUGGGAGACACAGUAGCAAGACUUAGCAUCAAGUCAUGCUAGACUGGGACAAUGCAUUGCUACAAGCUCCCUAGACUUGCCUCCCCCCUCAGGCCCCUUGCAGCACUGUGGUAAGUUGCCAUCAGGGGAUUGUACCUGGCCCUGGGGGAAGCUGGAAGGGUGAGUUAUUCCCAGAACCUCAAGUUCUGCAGAUCUGAGAAAGGCGCAAAGCUCCGUUGUGUAAAUAUCUUUUAAAAUACAUAUCUUUCUUGGCACAUGUGCAGUUAGCGGAGAGCAGGAAGGAUACCUGCUGAUGUACAGAAAUGCACAGAGAUAAGAGUCUGGUCUAUCUUUAUUAGCCACUGAGCUAUCUGAAGUUCCACAGAAGUACAUAGGCACAUGGAACAAUAACAGAAGGAUAUCCAUGAUCUUGGCUAGAAGUAAAGUUGCAGAACUCUAGUGAGGGCAGAUGCUGGCUUCAGGCUGGGUGUCAAGUCUUUUCUUUGGUCUCAGAGGCAGCCAUGAGUGAAAAAGGAGAAUAGGAAUGGCCCACGUUACAGGCUGAUGCAAGUAGCCUGGAAGAGUUUCUUAGGCCAUUCACUACUGAACAAGUCUCACUUGAGGCAGCUUGAAACACACAUAUUGCAAUGUGAUUUUAUUUCAGUAAAAAUAAUAAAAUUUGUUCUAAAUGCUG
Messenger RNA from Dromaius novaehollandiae (emu), 3955 nucleotides. RefSeq names its product DnaJ heat shock protein family (Hsp40) member C24 (gene DNAJC24). The record is from RefSeq and is a predicted model, not a curated record. Gene Ontology annotation, molecular function: ferrous iron binding; ATPase activator activity. Gene Ontology annotation, biological process: positive regulation of ATP-dependent activity. The transcript has 6 exons. The coding region runs from base 190 to 630 and encodes 146 amino acids. NCBI's taxonomy places the organism in Eukaryota, Metazoa, Chordata, Aves, Casuariiformes, Dromaiidae.